AUGCCACCAAAGAAGAAGCAAAAGCUCGAAAGGCUCGAAAAACUUGACAAACCCACCUUACAUACCUGCAACAAGACGUCCUUCACAAAGGCUUUCUUGCCUAAUGAGACCUACCAGCAGCGUCUUCUAGAUUACAUCGCCAUCAUCCAUCAACUCGCUGACCAUGCUUCCCACGCUCUCAAAUUCUACAUCCUAUAUGCACCAACCUUUCCCACGGUAAAUGAAGAUACAAUUGAAGCGAUUCUCUAUCUUCUCAACAAGGGGGAGGCUUGGCAUCCAAGAAAGGAAGCAAAGAAGGCAUGGCGGGAUUGUUUGCUGCCAUAUGUUCAACGGUACUGCCACAUCAUCAGCUUCGUUCAUCCAAAUCUACAAAAAGAGCAGCAGUCAAUCAAUUACCUGACAGCGAGUAUGAUGACGAACCUGAAAGUCAACGUUCAAGAGCAUUUCAUGCAGAUGCUCCUUCGGUAUAUCAAUCUGCGGCUCGAUGUGAAGGGACAGAAGCAGCGACUGCCACUGAAAAGCGAUGCAUGGAAAGCCUUCUUUACUCGGCUACGCUACUUAAAGUCAGUUUUUCUUUUUGAUAUCGUGCCCGAGUCGCUGGAUGACUUGACUGCUGAAGAGAGUGAGCUUCUAGAAGAGAUGUGGUCCUUCAUUCCCCUUUCCGACCAGCCGCUUGCAUAUUCGGUUGCUGUUGACCCUCUCGCUUUCUUUCCUGCUUACUGCAAACUCUCUGUGCUGUAUGAACGACAUGGCUUCCGUCGGUUCAGCGCAAUACCUCUUCAUCGGUCUCUGAUUCAGUCCCAUAUUCGCAUCGACACGGUCAUCCUGUACCAGCAUAUCCUUUGCAUCAUGCGACGGGAAGCGGAAACUUGUAACGGAUUUUUUGUUGGUAGACUACGGUAA
Messenger RNA from Spizellomyces punctatus DAOM BR117, 903 nucleotides. RefSeq lists its product as uncharacterized. NCBI's taxonomy places the organism in Eukaryota, Fungi, Chytridiomycota, Chytridiomycetes, Spizellomycetales, Spizellomycetaceae. Bases 1 to 903 code for a protein of 300 amino acids. The record is from RefSeq and is a predicted model, not a curated record. The transcript has a single exon.